Mangifera indica (mango) is the source of this 1888-nucleotide messenger RNA. Its product is annotated as pyrophosphate--fructose 6-phosphate 1-phosphotransferase subunit beta-like. Gene Ontology annotation, cellular component: cytosol. Bases 16 to 1716 code for a protein of 566 amino acids. The transcript has 16 exons. The record is from RefSeq and is a predicted model, not a curated record. NCBI's taxonomy places the organism in Eukaryota, Viridiplantae, Streptophyta, Magnoliopsida, Sapindales, Anacardiaceae. Gene Ontology annotation, biological process: response to glucose; fructose 6-phosphate metabolic process; photosynthesis. Gene Ontology annotation, molecular function: 6-phosphofructokinase activity; diphosphate-fructose-6-phosphate 1-phosphotransferase activity; ATP binding.
CCGCACAAAACUGUCAUGUCUCCUUCGUUGGUUUCAAACGGCGAUUUCACUCCCGUCAAGUCCGGUCAGGUCACUGGCCGCGUGGCUUCAGUCUACAGUGAGGUUCAAACGAGUCGUAUCGACCACAAGCUUCCUCUUCCUUCCGUUCUCCGUAAUACUUUCAAAAUUGUCGACGGUCCCGCCAGCUCAGCCGCCGGCAAUCCAGAUGAGAUUAAGAAGUUGUUUCCGAAUUUGUUCGGGCAACCGUCGGCUAGUCUGGUUCCAAACGACGUUAAUACGCUGCCAGCGGAUCAGAAGUUGAAAAUCGGUGUCGUUUUGUCUGGAGGCCAGGCACCAGGUGGACACAAUGUGAUCUCAGGAAUUUUCGAUUACUUGCAGGAUCGCGUGAAAGGUAGUGUUUUGUAUGGAUUUAGGGGAGGUCCAGCGGGGGUCAUGAAGGGAAAAUACAUUGAAUUGACUCCUGAUUAUAUUUAUCCGUACAGAAACCAGGGUGGUUUUGAUAUGAUUUGCAGUGGGAGAGACAAGAUUGAAACUCCGGAGCAGUUUCAACAAGCUGAAGAAACAGCUAAGAAGCUGGAUUUGGAUGGCCUUGUGAUUAUUGGUGGUGAUGACUCAAACACAAAUGCUUGCCUCCUUGCUGAAAACUUCAGGGGUAAAAAUCUUAAAACUCGGGUGAUUGGCUGUCCAAAAACCAUUGAUGGUGACUUGAAAUGCAAAGAGGUUCCCACAAGCUUUGGAUUUGAUACAGCGUGCAGGGUAUAUGCUGAAAUGAUUGGGAAUGUGAUGAUAGAUGCACGGUCAACUGGAAAAUACUAUCAUUUUGUACGGCUUAUGGGGCGUGCCGCUUCACAUAUUACUCUUGAGUGUGCCUUGCAAACUCAACCAAACAUCACCGUUAUUGGAGAAGAGGUUGCUGCUAAGAAGCAAACACUUAAAAAUGUCACAGACUACAUUGUAGAUAUAAUCUGUAAACGUGCUGAACUUGGUUACAACUAUGGUGUCAUACUCAUUCCUGAAGGUCUAAUCGAUUUUAUUCCUGAGGUGCAGCAGCUUAUUGCAGAACUUAAUGAAAUUCUAGCCCAUGAAGUUGUUGAUGAAAAUGGGCUAUGGAAAAAGAAACUCACUGGUCAGUCUGCACAGCUUUUUGAGUUUUUACCUCAAGCUAUUCAAGAACAAUUGAUGCUUGAAAGAGAUCCCCAUGGAAAUGUCCAGGUUGCUAAGAUAGAGACAGAAAAAAUGUUGAUUGACAUGGCUGACACUGAGUUGGAGAAGAGGAAGAAGGGAGGUGCAUACAAAGGGGUAUUUAAAGGGCAGUCCCACUUUUUCGGGUACGAAGGAAGAUGUGGUUUGCCAACAAACUUUGAUGCUUCCUACUGUUAUGCGCUGGGUUAUGCCGCCGGAGCUCUUCUUCAUAGUGGGAAAACUGGGUUGAUAUCAUCGGUUGGAAAUUUGAGUGCUCCAGUUGAUCAAUGGACUGUUGGUGGAACUGCUCUGACCUCCUUAAUGGAUGUGGAGAGGAGACAUGGCAAGUUCAAGCCUGUGAUCAAGAAGGCCAUGGUGGAACUUGAAGGUGCUCCAUUUAAGAAAUUUGCAUCCUUGCGGGAAGAAUGGGCGCUCAAAAAUCACUACCUUAGUCCUGGUCCUAUCCAAUUUGGCGGUCAAACAGCCACUGCCGUUAAUCGCACACUGCUCUUGGAGCUUGGUGCUAAAGUUUAAGCAUGCUAUCAAAAUUCAUCUCAGAUGGAAGUUGAUUCGCCCAGAGAAAAGAAAACAAUAACGAGCUUACUACUAUCGCAUUAUUCUUCAUCUGUGAGUUAUUUUUGUUUAUCUUGUUUUAUGCAAGAAUUUUCACUUUCACAAUUAAAAAAUUUUAAUAAAAUAAUAAUAA